Messenger RNA from Penicillium concentricum, 396 nucleotides. RefSeq lists its product as uncharacterized. Lineage: Eukaryota; Fungi; Ascomycota; Eurotiomycetes; Eurotiales; Aspergillaceae. The transcript is spliced from 3 exons. Bases 1 to 396 code for a protein of 131 amino acids. The record is from RefSeq and is a predicted model, not a curated record.
AUGGCGAUUGACCCCAAAGACCCAGACGGCGACUCUACAAUGACCUCCUCUGUCGACUCCAUCCGCCCCGACGACGGUACUAGAACCGGCGCCCGCACUCCGACCGGCACCAAUCAAGCUUCCUCGGCUGGCGUUGACGUAUCGGAGCUUUCCCCUCCCGGCUCCCAGACAAAGCAAGAGGUUGACGCCUCUGUUGGUGAUAUUGGGACUGCACUGGAACACAGUGGAGGACAGCCUGCGGAGAAGACGUUUGAGUCGAAUGUUGCGGCGUGGAAGAGCAAACGUGCUCAAGAGGAUUACCAGCGCGCUAUGGAGUAUAUCGUUGAUAAAGAUUUCAAGCUAGAUGAAUUCGGGGACCCUUUUGAUGAACGUGACUUGGCGGAGAAGUUGCUAUGA